AAAUUUUUUUAGUGAAUACUGAAAUAAAAAUUUGAAUAUGUUUUUUAUUAAACUUUUUGUAAUUUUGUUAAUAACACACUUAUCAAAGGCCUCUCGUGUUGGAUGUGCCUUAGAGAAACAAGAAAUAGUAUGCGAACAAGCUACAUACUCGGAAGUACAGCACAUCACCAAGGAAUUAUACAAUGAAUCGUAUAAUAAACUGACAAUAAAGAACAGUUUAGUCAAAAAAAUUGAUUCAAAUUUGUUUCAUCAAAAUUGUAUUGGUCGAUUGCAACAAUUACAAAUACUGAACACACCUGUUACAACAAUUACAAGUACAGCAUUUACACAUUUAGUUAAUUUAAAUACAAUUACAAUUGACAAUAUCAAUAUAAAAACAAUUAAAUCAAAUACUUUUUCAAGUUUACCAUUGUUAAAAACUGUAGUCAUAACAAAUAACACAAAAUUAAGUUCAUUAUCCAAAAAGUCAUUUAACAAUUUAAUCAAAUUGAACAGUGUACAAAUUGACAGUAAUUUAAGAUUAAAAGAAAUUGCACAAUGGUUUGUAGCUGUACCAAAUAUUGCAAAAAUAUCGAUCCAAAACUGUGGUAUUAAAUCAAUAACAAAAUCAGGAUUUAAUGAAUUAACAAAUUUAACUGAAUUAAAUUUAAGUCAAAAUCGUUUUACAUCAAUUGUUACCAAACGUUUUGAUCCAUUAAUCAAUUUAAAAAAAUUAAAUUUAGCUCAAAAUAAUAUAGCUAAAAUAUCAAAUAAUGCUUUUAAAGAAAAUUACAUAUCUGAAUUAGAUGUUGCUCAAUUACUUGAAAAUGCACCACAAUUAAAAACAUUAAAUAUUCAUAAAAACUUAUUUUUAUGUGAGCAUUUACAAGUGAUUAUUGAUCAAUUAGAUGCAAAAGAAAUUAAUUAUAAUGGUACAAAAAGUUUGCUUGAGCCACGUACUGUAGAUCACAUAAAUGGUGUUGUUUGUUACGUUAGUAGUUAA
Messenger RNA from Chrysoperla carnea, 982 nucleotides. Its product is annotated as protein artichoke-like. Bases 38 to 982 code for a protein of 314 amino acids. Gene Ontology annotation, molecular function: protein binding. The transcript is spliced from 3 exons. Lineage: Eukaryota; Metazoa; Arthropoda; Insecta; Neuroptera; Chrysopidae. The record is from RefSeq and is a predicted model, not a curated record. Gene Ontology annotation, cellular component: extracellular matrix.